CUGAUAGGUAGACCCCCACUGAGUCGGAUUGUCGGAGUUUCGGACGGCGCGAUAAAAGGUGCGGGCCCCAAGACUGCUCCCCCGAGGUGGGAUCCACGCGGUCCUUGCUCCAGACGGACGGGACGGGCCUAUCAAUCAAGUGUUGUCGUCCUCAGCAUCGCGGAUACGGGCCAGAUUGACGGUCGUUUCGCCGUGUGAUAUCGUCGAGUUCUGCAUGGAACGACGGGCUCGCUAAUCUUAUCUGCAAAUUGUCCCCCCUGACGUGCAAAUCCCUCGUGUACGUGUGCAUGUGAGUGCGUAAAGUGAAUCUUGUUGUUUUCGCCAAGAUAGUGCGCUUUAUCGCGUUCGCUGUUGUUGAGGAGUUUGCUCCAGACAUCAGCCAACCGGAAUCGCGAAAAAAAAGGUUUAUUUCCUUUGGGGCAGUUUUCAACAAGCGGUCGCACCAGCAGUUUGCUGCACCAUCUGGAAGGGUGCACCAGGACACCAUUGCAUCGGAGAACGGAAAGAGGGGAGUUCUCCAUAACAAUAGGGCACACCGCACCUCCGGGCACCUACACAUCUCCGCGCAAAUUUGCAUCGGAACGGAACGAAAGCGAAGGGCAACAAAAUAAUCACCCCCUCUUAGCAGCCCUUCCAUACUCCAAUCCUCCCACUGGCCUCGUCAAGGAGCUCGGUUUUGGUGUGUGUCGUGUAUCGAUCUAUCCGGUAAGAGGACCCCCCCCCCCCCCCCCCCCCCACGCUGGAUGGGAGGUCGGUGGAUACAUACAUCCGUCGCCUACUAAGAAGCAUCCUUGAGCGCCAACGAGGGCGAAGAAAACAAAGUCACCGUUGAACGUUCGAGAACACACAUCCUGGCCUGCUACGACGAAGUGGAAGUGGCGGAAGCUGGAGACCGGGGAUCGGGGAGCAGCAGCUAGAGGACAGCAGCAGCAGCAGCAGAAGGCGGUACGAUGAAUCCAAGGAUCGUAAUCAUUGGGGCGGGUGCGGCCGGUGUGGCAGCCGCAACCCGGCUCAUCGAGCGCGGCUACAAGAACGUGAAGCUGCUCGAGGCAGAAAAUCGCAUCGGCGGCCGGAUCCAUACCGUCCCAUUCGGUGCCAACGUCGUUGACCUGGGCGCACAAUGGUGCCACGGAGAGAAGGGUAAUGUGUGCUACGAGCUCGGUUCCAAGUAUAACGUGUUCGAUUCGAACAGUGCCCGGUACGAGCGAUUCGUCCUGACACGUUCCAACGGUGAACAGAUACCGACGGAACAGAGCGAGAAGCUACUCGGCCUGAUUUGGUCCAUCCUGGAAACGCACAAGCACGAGCUAACAGCCUACCGUGGCUCACUGGGAUCGUUUCUGGUGGGAAAAUUUCGGUCCCUUCUCGAGACGCCCGAGUACGCGGACGUCAACAAUGCGACCGCCUAUCAGGUGCUGGAGUUUUUCCAUAAAUUCGAAAACUCUAUCGAAGCAUCGGACAGCUGGUUCGAUACGUCCGGGCCCGGCUAUCUCCACUACUGGGAGUGUGAUGGUGAUCUGUUGCUGAACUGGCGAGACAAGGGCUAUCGGACGGUGCUCGAGAUACUGAUGAAACGUCAUCCGCUACCGAUCGCCUCGGAAGCGAUCAAUCUGGAGGAGUAUACGCACUUCAACAAAACGGUGGCCAACAUUAACUGGACCGCCGGUCCGGACAGUCUCGUCAGCAUACGGUGCACGGACAAUAGUGUGUACGAUGCGGAUCACGUGAUCUGUACUGUGUCGCUGGGUGUGCUGAAGGAACGCUAUCAGACGCUCUUUACGCCCGAUCUACCACCGAUCAAGCGGAACGCUAUCCAGGGUCUUUCGAUUGGAACGGUCAAUAAGCUGUUUUUGGAGUUUGAGAAACCCUUCUGGAGUCCGGGCUGGCAGGGACUGAGCCUGAUUUGGGAUGCGGCGGACUUGGAGGAGAUCCGGAAGCAUCGCGAUAGCUGGAUGGAGGAUGUGUUUGGGUUUUACAUCGUCGACUAUCAACCGAACGUGCUGUGCGGUUGGAUUUCGGGCAAGAACGCUCGCCGGAUGGAGCGUGCCAGUGAUGAGGAGGUACGCAAUGCGUGUCUGUUUUUGCUGCGGAAGUUUAUGAAGAACUGCACCAUUCCGGAACCGGUACGGUUCCAUCGUACGACCUGGUACUCGAAUGUGAACUUCCGCGGUUCGUAUACGUUCCGGUCGCUGACGACGGAUCUGUUGAAUACGUCCGCCUCGCAUCUUGCCAUUCCGCUGACCAACUCGUGCGGGAUGCCGGUGGUGCAGUUUGCUGGUGAAGCGACGCAUGAUCACUAUUACUCCACGGUACACGGUGCCGUUGAGACGGGAUGGCGUGAGGCGAAUCGAUUGAUCGAUUUGUACGAUAGACUUAUACCACCCUUCAACCAUGGUCCGAAGGCGUACGUCGAUGUGCUCAUCUUGGGCGCCGGGAUCGCUGGCCUGGGUGCCGCUAAGCAGCUGCGUAAUUCGGGCAAAAGUUUCGCCAUCCUCGAAGCACAAUCCAUGCCCGGUGGGCGCAUCAGUACGAAAACACUCCGGAAACAUCACACGGGCAGCGGACCCAAGGGAGCGAACCAGUUCGUGGAAGCUGGUGCCCAGUGGUUGCACGGCCGGCAGAACGAGCUGCACGAGGUCGCCAAACGGAAUGGGCUGCUCCGGGAGGAAACAUCGGAGGAAGGCCUGGGUGAGUUCCUGCGGGACGAUGGUUUCCGGAUAGAUGAUCAUCUGGCGAAACGGGUCGAUUUCAUUGUCGGCCAGAUACUGGAGCAGUGCGAAGAGUUUGCCCAGCGACCGGCAACGGAAGGAGGUUCCAAAGAGAAUUUGAAGGGAAGUUCGAAAGAGAAAGAAAAGGAAAAGAAUGUCUCCACCACCUAUCCGGCCUCGUUGGAGGUGUUUCUGAAGGAGCAGUUCCGGAAGCGCAUCGAGAAGGAUUUUACCGCGGAGCAGAAGGUGCUGGCCCAGCAGCUGCUCGAUUGGCACUGUCGGUUUCAGAUCAUCGACAAUUCCUGCCUGCACGUGUCGGACAUUUCGGCCAAACUGUGGGGCAGCUAUUCGUUCAAUGGCGAAAGCUGCCAGGCGCACAUUAACAUGCGGUACGGCUUUCAGGCGCUCGUCAACUGUCUGGUCGAGGAGAUCGGGCUGGAGAAGAUCGUGUACAAUAAGGCGAUCUGUGAGAUCCGUUGGUUAGAUGGCCGGGGCAAGGUGCUGGUGAAGUGUACCGACGGGACCGUGUACUGCUGUCAACAUUUGAUCGUCACGUUUUCGCUGGGUGUACUGAAGGACACGAUGGAUCAAUUGUUUCAGCCGAACUUGCCGGAAAGCUUUAGCCGAUCGAUCCGCAGCAUUGGGUACGGUACGAUCGAUAAAAUCUUCCUACAGUUCGAGGAAGCCUGGUGGGGUAAAGCGGAAGGCAUUCAGCUGGUGUGGCGGGAUGAGCUACGCAAGGAUUCACACUGGACGCGCUUCAUAUCGGGGUUCGAUGUGCUCAGCCCCGGGCCACCGAACACGCUGCUCGGCUGGAUCGGUAGCUACGGUGCGCUCGAGAUGGAAGCACUGAACGAUGAGCAGAUCGUGAGCGAUUGUGUUUUCAUUUUGGAGAAGUUUACCAAGAAAAAAGUACCUAAACCUGUCAAUUACUACUGCACACGAUGGAAUUCAAAUCGAUACAUCCGUGGCUCGUAUAGCUACACUUCCGUUAACUGUGACCACGAGAAGAACUUUAUGGCGAAUAUUACGGAGACGCUCAUAUGCAAUCAGUAUGAUAAGCUGGGUGAAGAGUCGCGUAAAAAGGAACCCACGGUAGCUCCGGUCGCCGUGAGCCAGGCAACCACUUCCGGUAGUGUAACAAGCGCUAGCAGCAGCACUGGCAGUAGCAACAGCAGCAAAACUACGUCCACGAUCACUGCAACCAGUAAGAAGGCUGCGACUACGACGGCGACUACCACGACUACGACUGCUACAGUAAGCAGUACCCAAGGUGUUGCCAAGACGACGACGGCGACGACGACGGCAACGACGACUGCGACGACAUCGUCGACAAAACCAUCUACGGUGUCUACCUCCAGCACAGGGAGUAGCAAACCGAAAACGGCCAGCGUAGCUGGAACCACUGGCAAUCAGACUGGCGUACGUAGCAGUGCCACGAUUCACUUUGCCGGUGAAGCGUGCCACGCCAAGUACUUCUCCACCGUGCACGGAGCAUAUCUUUCCGGCAUGGAGCAAGCAAAGAAGGUGCUCGAGCUGCAGUAGCAGCCGCAACCACUAGAACGUGAUAGUAACUGGGAGGGG
Messenger RNA from Anopheles aquasalis, 4292 nucleotides. RefSeq lists its product as uncharacterized. The record is from RefSeq and is a predicted model, not a curated record. Gene Ontology annotation, molecular function: polyamine oxidase activity. Lineage: Eukaryota; Metazoa; Arthropoda; Insecta; Diptera; Culicidae.